GACAAGAAGUGAGAACUCUCUCUCUCUCUCUCUCUCUCUCUCUCUCAAUCGAAUUCACUUCGCCGGAGGUUUUUCGGCAAACUAGAGAAGGCCUAUCGGCGGCGAGAAGACCUUGUUCCAGCGUUCUCCGGUGGAACAGCUAGCAUCCAAGUUUCCAUGGCACCAUCUUGGCUGUACUGUUUAUUCCUCUCCAAGAGAAUGUGUGUGGACGGAGAAGCCUCAUCUGCAAAUUGUCUCCACCCGAUGGCAGAAGCUGAUUCAUCAAUUUCUGAACAUGCUAUCAAGGUAAGGAAACCUUACAUAAUAACGAAACAACGAGAAAGAUGGACUGCUGAAGAGCACAAUAAAUUUCUGGAAGCACUGAAACUUCAUGGCCGAGCCUGGCGAAGAAUAGAAGAGCAUAUAGGAUCGAAGACUACUGUUCAGAUUCGAAGCCAUGCACAGAAGUUUUUUUCCAAGGUGACACGGGAGUCAUCAAGCAAUAAUCCAAGCACUGUCAAAGCUAUGGAGAUACCUCCUCCACGACCCAAAAGGAAACCAAAUCAUCCAUACCCCCGUAAAUUGGGUCAUCUAUCCAUCAUGAAAGGCCCUCUUAUAGAUGCACAGCUGUGGCCUUCCAUAGCAAAUCAAUCAGUUUCCGAGCAGGAGAGUAAAUCGCCGACAUCGGUGUUGUCUGCAUUUGGAUCUGAUACAAGUGGAACAACUGCUGCUGACACCCUAAAGCCUUGUAUGUCACCAGUUUCAUCUGUUGAUAAGACAGUCUCGGUAGAGGAAAUAUUGGUUGAACAAAUUACCUCAGCUGAAUACAAAUGUAAUAAAUCAUCGGAUACCUCUCCUUCCUUGACCCUGCAAGAUAUAUCUCCUAUGGAAUUAGACUUAAGCAUUCAAGAUUGUUUUGCUGCUAAAGAGGCUCCAGUUACAGGACAGAACAUAACAUGUCUUAGAUUGUUUGGAAGGACCGUUGUAGUAGCUGGCUUGCAGCAGCAGCCUUCGAGUAAGAAGAAUCAGUCGGAAUAUCAGGAACCUAAUAUGGUUUCAUUUCCUUCUUUGUGGAACUUGUAUGGAGUUAUGCCGUUCCACUCUUCAGGAGCUCUGAAUCCAUCAGAUCAAAGUCCAAUGCCUUCCAAAGAUGAGAGCUUUUUACAUAACGAAAGUUCUCAAACUGAUUCCAGCACUACCUCUGAUAGCAAUUCUGAGGCAGCUGAGAUUGGUAUUCAAAUGAAGAAAUUUCCUCCAGCACCAGUGCUGAAGCCAAGCAAGAACUCAGCUUUCAGCAGUUUGAUUCCAUAUUCUGCAAACUCUAACAGAGGCUUUGUGCCUUACAAAAGAUGUGUAGUUGAGAAGGAACGGCCGCGCACACCUGUGGCCAACAUCGAAGGAAGUAGCUAUUGGGAAAAGCUUGGGUGUCAGUAGAGGAUACAGAAUCUCUCAACUGUUAUCAAUUUGUUUGUUGAGGUGAUUAGAGAUGAUUCUGCCCACUCUGUUUUAUCUUCUUCUCUCGUUUUAUUUCAGUUGUAGAUUUGAUGGCUGCAGCUGUUUCAUCUGUUGUUGUUGUUGAUGAUGAUGAUGAUGAUGAUGAUGAGUGGAAGGUCAGCUGCAGUGUGGACACAGAUUCUCCAGCUCCUCUUGUUGAAUAUUAGAUUAAACUUACUUGAAUUUUUGAAUAAUUGCGGUGUAUUAAGUUAUUUAUUAACGCUAAUAUCACACUUCUCUUUUCCCGUGGUGCUGCAUAAUGUGUAAAAUUCGUGAGAUGUCUUACUAACUUCAUGUCUUCAUGGUUUUAAUUUUACGUAUUGUUGUAAACUGUAAUGAGGAAUAAUCUCUUCUCUCUUUUUAUUCAUAACUUUUGCUCGUUUCAGGUUGGCAUUUU
This is a messenger RNA of Dendrobium catenatum, 1870 nucleotides long. Its product is annotated as protein REVEILLE 1-like. The transcript has 7 exons. Gene Ontology annotation, molecular function: DNA binding. Lineage: Eukaryota; Viridiplantae; Streptophyta; Magnoliopsida; Asparagales; Orchidaceae. The coding region runs from base 157 to 1413 and encodes 418 amino acids. The record is from RefSeq and is a predicted model, not a curated record.